AUGGAAAUUCCUCCUCCUAGAUUCAAUUUCACAGUAAUCUUCCUCAUCAUCAUUUCUCUCUCUUUUGGUUUGAUUUCAUUCUUCUUGUGUAUAGCUGCUGAGAUAAAGAGAAAUAAGGAAGAGGAUCUUAGAUGGAAUGGAAAACUAUGUUAUAUGGCAACAAGUAAAGCAUUUGGACUAAGUAUUGCAACAUUGGUUAGUUUAUUUUUUGCACAUAUCAUUGGGAAUUAUGCAUUAGUAAAGAAUUCUUAUUCAAGAUGGAAAAGUAUCUCCAAGUUUAAGAUACCUACUUCUUCAAAGGUUCUGUAUUUUAUAUCUUGCAGGGUUAGCUUUGGAAUUGUAGUUAUAUUAUUGAUUGCUGCAACAAGUAUGAGUAGAAAGCAACUGUAUGGGAAAGGAUGGUUGAAUGGUGAGUGCUACAUAGUGAAAGGAGGAACAUAUUUUGGUUCAGCUAUGUUGAUUCUUGUUACAAUUGGUUCUCUAAAUGGUUCAUCUUUCUCAAUAUUAAAAUCUAGACAAGAACAAGAAGAUAGGAAAAUACUCAAACAAAGUGGUAUACAUUAA
This is a messenger RNA of Lathyrus sativus (Indian pea), 564 nucleotides long. The record is from the annotation of a GenBank genome assembly. NCBI's taxonomy places the organism in Eukaryota, Viridiplantae, Streptophyta, Magnoliopsida, Fabales, Fabaceae.